AUGGCAAUCAGCGCGGGCCGGGCCGCUUUCCGCCGCAUCGUCCCCGGGGCAGAGAGAGGGGCCGCGGUCGGAGCUGGAGCCGGGACUGGGACUGGGACUGGGACUGGGCUGCGGGCGGAGUACGACGCCGUGAUCAUCGGGGCAGGCCACAAUGGACUAACGGCGGCUGCGUACUUACAGAAGUCCGGAGUGAAAACGGCCGUGUUAGAGAGGAGGCAUGUCAUCGGAGGGGCUGCCGUCACGGAGGAGAUCAUUCCAGGUUUCAAGUUUUCGAGAGCAUCCUAUGUUCUGAGUUUACUGCGGCCACAGGUCAUCCAAGAGCUGGAGCUGAAGAAACAUGGGCUUAGGGUGCACAUCCGUGACCCGGCCUCCUACACCCCCAUGCUGGAGGAGGGAGUGGGGGGAAACCCACCUCGUUCGCUCCUGUUGGGCAGAGACAUGGAGGAGACCCAGAGGCAGAUCGCACAGUUCUCGCCCAAAGACGCGCAGGCCUACGCUGCUUACGAAGCCUUGACCAGUCGUAUAGCCGCAGCGAUCCAGCCUCUCCUGGACACGGCACCAGUGGACAUCCCCUCGCUGACCGACGGCUCCCUGAGACAGAGGGUCCGGGCACUGCGCACCGUGAAACCCCUCGUGCACGCAGGCUUGAGACUGGGGAAGGACAUUCCACAAUUCUACGAGCUGCUGACUGCCCCGAUCUCACGAAUUCUCAAUCGAUGGUUUGAAUCGGAACCGCUGAAGGCAACGUUGGCUACAGACGGUGUCAUCGGAGCGAUGAUCAGCCCACACGCCCCAGGGAGCGGCUACGUCCUGCUACACCACGUGAUGGGAGAACUGGAGGGCAUUAAAGGCGCCUGGGGGUACGUGGAAGGAGGGAUGGGCGCCCUCUCCAAUUCCAUCGCCCGUGCUGCCGUUGCCUACGGUGCCUCCAUCUUCACGGAGAAGCCAGUGCACUCCAUUCAGGUGGGCCAGUCUGGGACAGUUCAUGGAGUGGUGCUGCAGGAUGGGACAGAGAUUCGAAGCAAGGUGGUUUUAUCCAACGCCACCCCUCACGUGACCUUCCUACAGCUGACUCCCCAGAAGUCGCUGCCCGAAGAAUUCAUCAAGGAAAUGUCAUCCAUUGACUACACAUCGCCCGUCACGAAGAUCAACGUUGCCGUGGAUCGGUUGCCGAAUUUCCUGGCCAAGCCCAAGGGCCAGAAGCUGCCCCCUGCCCGUUACAUGGCUGGCACCAUUCACCUGAACUGUGAGGACACGGCCUACAUAACCGAGGCGUAUGAUGACGCUUGCCAAGGACAUCCUUCCACCAGGCCAAUGAUCGAGCUGUGCAUCCCGUCCAUCCUGGACUCCACCAUCGCCCCAGCGGACCAACACGUCAUCUCCAUCUUCACCCAGUACACCCCCUACCACCUCCGUGGAGGCAAGGAGUGGGACGAGGAGGCCAGGAACGCCUACGCCGAUCGAGUGUUUGACUGCAUGGAGCAGUACGCACCCGGUUUCAAGACCUCGGUGAUAGGACGUGACAUCCUCACCCCUCAGGACCUGGAGAAGGUGUUUGGUCUAACGGGCGGGAACAUCUUCCACGGGGCGAUGUCUCUCGACCGCCUGUACCUGGCGCGGCCGUCAGCCCUCGGCUCCGACUACAGGUCGCCGCUCGGGGGGCUGUACCUGUGUGGCAGCGGUGCCCACCCGGGUGGCGGGGUGAUGGGAUCAGCUGGUCGUAACGCAGCUCAGGUGGUCCUCUCUGACCUGAGAAGCUCUCGCCGGUCCCGCUGACUCUCCCCGGGAACCCGACUCUCCCCGGGACCCCGACUCACCUCCGCAAAAUAAUCAGCCACGCACUUUAAAAAUCACUGUUAUAUGAGCAAGCACUUUAUACAAUGAACAAGCACUCAGAAUAUUAUUGCACUGGAGACCAUUCGACCCAUCGAGUCUGUGUCAGCUCUCUUGAUUAAUUCCCAGUCUUGAUUUCUCCUUGAGGGGUCCUCGAGUCUGUGUCAUCCCUCUUCACUCCCCCUUUGCAAUCAGUUUCCACCCUCCUGCCAUGAAUUGCAUUCCAGCCGCAUAGAAGCCAGGACAGCCCGGAUGGGCUGAAUGGCCGUCUUCUAACCGGAGGGUCGAACGCGUUGUGCUGUCUUUAUUAAUAAGGCUCCGAAUUAAAAGUGGACAUUUGGAAAGAAUAAUUAGAAAUUUAAAUGAAGCUGGUAAACUUGC
Amblyraja radiata (thorny skate) is the source of this 2214-nucleotide messenger RNA. RefSeq names its product pyridine nucleotide-disulphide oxidoreductase domain 2 (gene pyroxd2). The transcript has 16 exons. Gene Ontology annotation, molecular function: oxidoreductase activity. The coding region runs from base 1 to 1776 and encodes 591 amino acids. The record is from RefSeq and is a predicted model, not a curated record. NCBI's taxonomy places the organism in Eukaryota, Metazoa, Chordata, Chondrichthyes, Rajiformes, Rajidae.